Alnus glutinosa is the source of this 865-nucleotide messenger RNA. Its product is annotated as protein TIC 20-v, chloroplastic. The coding region runs from base 77 to 712 and encodes 211 amino acids. The record is from RefSeq and is a predicted model, not a curated record. The transcript has a single exon. Lineage: Eukaryota; Viridiplantae; Streptophyta; Magnoliopsida; Fagales; Betulaceae.
UAUAAAUCUUUUCUCCGUGAAAGUCUUGCUCUUUCCUAAUCACAAACCAAUCCUCAAAAAACUCUCAGAAAAGCACAUGGCCGCCAUGUGCAACCUUCUCUACCCACCAAACCCAGCUCUUAAGCGCCUUCACUCACCCUACCUUAGAUCCUCCUUCUUCACACACCCACCUUAUCUCACUCCAACCAACUUCACGGCCAAACCCAGAAGUAGACGACAAGUCACUGUUCAAUCCAACGGCAGCAACUCCGCCGACGCCCCCGACCGCUUAAUCUCGGCCGUGUGUUACUUCUACCCUUUUUUUGAUGGCAUACAGUAUGGAAAAUACGUUAUCACCCAAUUCGCUCCCAUGCAAGCUCUCAUCGAACCGUUGGUACCGGCUAUAAGGGUCUUUAAGAGCUUUCCCUUUAAUGGGUUCUUGGUGUUCUUGACCCUUUACUUCGUGGUUGUGAGGAACCCCAACUUUAGUAGGUACGUGAGGUUCAAUACCAUGCAAGCUAUUGUGCUUGAUGUGCUGCUGAUUUUUCCUGAUGUUCUGGAGAGGAGCUUCAAUCCGAAAGGUGGGUUGGGCCUGGAUUUGUUGAUGAGCUUGGACAGCACUGUGUUUUUGUUCCUUCUGGUGUGUUUGAUUUAUGGGUCUUCUUCUUGCUUGGUGGGUCAGUUGCCCAGAUUGCCCAUUGUUGCUGAAGCUGCUGAUAGGCAAGUUCUUUAAUUUAACACCCAUUUGGUUCUCAUUUAAAGCUUUUGUAGCCAAUUGUAAUUUGUUUUGAAUCAUAAAAGGAAGAAAUUUGUAUAAUGAAUUGCUGUUUUUGUUGUGUCACUAUGUUCCAGUUUUAAUCAAAUUAAGAAAGUUCUUCAUUUUGUA